Messenger RNA from Staurois parvus, 310 nucleotides. The record is from the annotation of a GenBank genome assembly. NCBI's taxonomy places the organism in Eukaryota, Metazoa, Chordata, Amphibia, Anura, Ranidae.
UGGCUUACACUGUUCUGGCAACAAUAUGACGGGUGUGACAGUGAUUAAGAACAUCUUUGAUGGCUUACACUGGUCUGGUGACACUGGGGAAUAGUGCAGCAGCAAUCAGGAACACCGUUGCUUUCUUACACUGGCAUUGGCACUGGUGUGGUAGGGGCGGACUGACCAUUUGGAAACUCGGGCACUGCCCGAGGGCCCGGGGUCAGUAGGGGUCCCCAUGAGAUGCCUCUGGUACCUUUUUCAUAGGCUUUUUUGAGUUUGGGCAAGGACACAGGGGCCCCAUGAUCCCCUAUUGCCCGGGGGCCCCAUG